Messenger RNA from Lepus europaeus (European hare), 1189 nucleotides. It is a transcript of the gene CDK4, whose product is annotated as cyclin dependent kinase 4. NCBI's taxonomy places the organism in Eukaryota, Metazoa, Chordata, Mammalia, Lagomorpha, Leporidae. Gene Ontology annotation, molecular function: ATP binding; cyclin-dependent protein serine/threonine kinase activity; cyclin binding. The coding region runs from base 1 to 912 and encodes 303 amino acids. Gene Ontology annotation, cellular component: nucleus; cyclin-dependent protein kinase holoenzyme complex; cytoplasm. Gene Ontology annotation, biological process: regulation of gene expression; signal transduction; regulation of G2/M transition of mitotic cell cycle. The record is from RefSeq and is a predicted model, not a curated record. The transcript has 7 exons.
AUGGCUACCUCUCGCUACGAGCCUGUAGCUGAAAUUGGUGUCGGUGCCUACGGGACGGUGUACAAGGCCCGGGACCCCCACAGUGGCCACUUUGUGGCCCUCAAGAGCGUGCGAGUCCCCAAUGGAGGAGGCGCUGGAGGGGGCCUUCCCAUCAGCACUGUUCGCGAGGUGGCUUUACUCAGGCGGCUGGAGGCCUUUGAGCACCCCAAUGUUGUCCGGCUGAUGGACGUCUGUGCCACCUCCCGAACCGACCGGGAAAUCAAGGUGACCCUGGUGUUUGAGCAUGUAGACCAAGACCUAAGGACUUAUCUGGACAAGGCACCCCCACCAGGCCUGCCGGCAGAGACCAUCAAGGACCUGAUGCGCCAGUUUCUUAGAGGCCUGGAUUUCCUUCAUGCCAAUUGCAUCGUCCACCGGGACCUGAAGCCAGAGAACAUUCUGGUGACGAGCAGCGGGACGGUCAAGCUGGCUGACUUUGGCCUGGCCAGAAUCUACAGCUACCAGAUGGCGCUUACACCUGUGGUUGUGACGCUCUGGUACCGUGCUCCUGAGGUUCUUCUGCAGUCUACAUACGCCACGCCUGUGGACAUGUGGAGCGCUGGCUGUAUCUUUGCAGAAAUGUUUCGUCGAAAGCCUCUCUUCUGUGGAAACUCCGAAGCCGACCAGCUGGGCAAAAUCUUUGACCUGAUCGGGCUGCCUCCGGAAGACGACUGGCCCCGAGAUGUGUCCCUCCCCCGAGCGGCCUUCUCCCCGAGAGGACCCCGCCCAGUGCAGUCGGUGGUGCCGGAGCUGGAGGAGUCCGGAGCGCAGCUGCUGCUGGAAAUGCUGACGUUCAGCCCACACAAGCGGAUCUCUGCCUGCAGAGCCCUGCAGCACUCUUACCUCCACAAGGAAGAAGGCAGCCCGGAGUGAGCAGCAGUCACCGCCACGCCCUUCUUCCGGACACUAGGGUGGCGAGAACCCCACGGAGAAGACCGCUCUGCUUCGUCUGCGGCCGGGCAGACUCCUACUUUUUACAGAGAAUAUUUUGCUACCUUAAUGACAUUCCCUUCCCACCCCUCCUUUCGAGGCCUAUCCUCCUGCCCCGUUUCUCUACACUAAGGGGUAUGCCCCAUCUUUCCCCCUUUCCUACCUUGAUACUGGGGUCCUUUUUUAUACAGGAAAACAAAUAAGACAAAGAAAUAAGGUC